Messenger RNA from Macrobrachium nipponense, 2321 nucleotides. RefSeq lists its product as uncharacterized. The record is from RefSeq and is a predicted model, not a curated record. The transcript has 9 exons. Gene Ontology annotation, molecular function: protein binding. NCBI's taxonomy places the organism in Eukaryota, Metazoa, Arthropoda, Malacostraca, Decapoda, Palaemonidae. The coding region runs from base 586 to 1551 and encodes 321 amino acids.
UGUUGUACUUAGUUCGAGAGCUGUGGGAAUAUCUAUUCUUUCAGGAUAUGAGAGCUUAGUUUCUGGAUGCUUCUGAAGAUAAUAAGUCUAGUCUUUAUCGGGAGAUCAGUAGGAAAAACGCUAGCGUGAAUCAUUCCAGAAAUACGAAGCAGAACGCUAAAUAAAUGCCAUCCAAGACUACUUGGAAUCAGAGAGGUUUUCUGAAACGCUGAUGGAAAUGAAAUAUAUUCUGCUACGUUCUUGAGAAAUGUGAAGAAGCAUCGUGGAAACUGGUUGACUCUUGUGUGGCAAACGCAUCAAUCCUUUUGUUACUACCUGCCUGUUGUAGUACAUUAACUCCUUAUACGAAAUUUGUUCCCAAAUUCGUCAUCUCCUGUGCUUGAAUGUGACUUGGAAAAUUACAUAAUCCGUUGCUUGCUCAUAGUUCGUGCAGAUCGACACAAGCAAAAAACUACGAAGUUUAAAAUAAUUCGUCUACUGAUGGAUUUUUUCCUUACGAGGUUUUGACAAAAGUCGGAUCAGUACGGAGUAAGGUGACGAUAGCCAUUAUAGGAUAUUGCUGUGAUGGCGUGAGUACUAAGCACAAUGACGGGAACUAAGAGUAACUCUUCGCAAACCAAAGACGGGGAGGACGAGACGGCAAACAUCGGCUUCAUCGUCAGCAAAAAGAGGUCAGCGGUCGUUCAAGCAGUGGCCUACCUGGAGAAAGAAGCUUGGCAAGUCCUGACUGGGUUACCCAGGUGUUUUCCAAGCCGGGCUUUUUCAGUGGCGGAGGAUAAAUCCAAGAGCCGUCUCCUCGAAGUCCUAAAAGAACUGCGGCCCACAGUUCGCAAUCAGCUGUACUUUAGUGCAAAGCUCGAGUAUGUCUACGCCUCCCAGAUAGCCAAGUAUACAGUGAGAGCCACGAACUCCGGCGAAAGCCUGGGACGGACCGAGCGUCAGCUGACGGAGGCUCUGAACCAGCGCGAAGAAUGCCUCGGGGCGCGAGACAGCAUCAUCGCUUCUCUCACCUCGGAACUCCUCCUCCUGCGUCAGGUUGGGAGCCAGUCCGUUCUUGCUUCUCGAGCUGCAGGAGAUUCGGAAUACAGGGAAGUGAGAGCAUCAAGUGAAAAUAACCUCGACUCCUUAAAAGCUUCAUUGUCGGAGACUGAGCAGACGAUGAGAUCUCACGAACUGAGAGACGAGCAAGAGGAGCUCGACCUAAGGAAAUGCAGACAGGACAUCGAGAGCGAGAUAAUGAGGAAGAUUUGUCAUUAUGACGCCACAAUGAGUGCUCUCCAGAAUACGCUGGAUGCACUGCGAGAGGAAGAUCAGCAUUUGACUGCUCUUCUCAAAGAUAAAAAGGUAGAAUUUAUAGCACUGGAGAGAAGGUUCCAGGAAAUUGAGGACGAGAAAAGACGAAUUGAGGAGGCGCGGAUGGCUGCUAUGCAGGCAGAGUUUCGUAGAGAAUAUGCAGCAAGGACGAUCCAGAGAGCUUGGCAGCAUUAUAAGAUGAGGAAGAUGCUCAAGAAGGCCCAGCGGAAAAAGAAGAAGAAACCAAAAGAUAAAUAGAUAGAUAAAUCCUGAAGGAAAGAAGGACUAACAACAAUGGUACAAUUUUUGUGAAAAAUUAACCAAUGGGAGAUUCAGACGUUCCGCUAAUUAAGAACGAGUUACGUUCCGAAUGGCUGUUCGUAUCUUGAUUUGUUCGUAAGUCCAAUUUGAUAUACUAAGAGUCAAUAAGUACAUUACUGGUAAAAAUGUUCUGUUACAACAGAAUUCCAUCUAAUAAAAUGAGCCCAUAAAAACGCCAAAAUAUAGAAAGAAAGUACUAUAUUUCAGAAGAGAGGGACAGCAGUCUCCAAAAUAUAGUACUUUCUUUCUAUAUUUUGGCGUUUUUAUGGGCUCCUUUUAUUAGAUGUACAGUACUAUUUAUGUUUUUUUCAUACUAAAACGCCUUACUAGUACUACAUAGUUUAUAGAGUAUUUUAUUAAUGCGCAUGAUAUUUAAAACCUAAAUAAAGUAAGUACAUUAAGCAAAUCAUGAUAACAAUACAGUAAAAUGGCUUUAAUUUACGAUCAGGGUUCUUCGCAUAUCUGCUCUGCCAUAUUCGGAGCUUUUGCAAGACGUCAUUGCAGGAUCUCAGGAUUUUCUUGAAUACAGCAACACAUUAUGCGAUAUGAACACUAUCUUAAAAUCAGUGUUCAUAAUCUUCCACAUAUCUGCAAACUUUUCAGGUGCUAAAUAAAGUAAGAAUUACAAAAUCCAAGCGAAAAUUCUUUUAAACUUAAUGUUAAGAAAAAGUACUCAGAGUUUUCAGCCUGAAAGAUGAAUAACAAAU